AUGGCGGAUCCCUGGUCGCUGAAAGAAGAACCUCUUUCGCCGCAUCAGGCUGCUUCCCACCUGCAUCUAGACUUCACGAAGGGGAACCACAAUGGAAAUCUACAAAGUGCUCUCCCUCGCCCAGCGUACAAAUUCUCCACCGCGGCGCAGACGAAGGCACUACAACUACUAGCAGCAUUUGCUGCAAUAUCAGUUGUCGCAUUCUUUGCCUAUAUUUGCAGCACGUAUAUUAGAAGAAGAAUAUCCCCUCACUCAAUCGGGCGCAAACUGGCUGCCGGCGAGGACGGCGAAAAAAAUGACAAGCCAGAAUCGUGCAACCCAGGCACGGACGAAGCUGCAGGUACACCUGAAGAUCCUUACUCAACAGUGAAUCCAGGUUCACAUGCGUCUUCUCCCGCCGAGCCCGAGCAAACCGAGUUGGCUACGCCCCCGUCGGCGCCAAUAACCGAUCCGGCUUCCACCGCACAGAUUCCGGCUCCAGCGAUACCACAGCUAGGCACAGGUGGAGAACAGAGGGGUGUUAAGAGAAAGGCAAGGGAUGAUGCCAGUGGGGAUAGAGAGGCGAAGGCGCCCAUGCUGGGUGCGUUGGAACAUAUGACUGUGGCGGAACUGUUAUCAGAGUCCCAGCGUGCAGUUGCCGGUUUCCCUACUAGUCUUGCUGCGCUCGAAAGCGAAGAAACGCCCCUUGGGGCUGGCGGUCCUUCACCGGAUGAUUGGCUAUCGGGUUUCGGCGAAGGUAUCGAGGAGGAGCAGGCAUGGGGUUGGCAGCCUUCUGCUGUACCAAGUACAAGCGAAGAUGUUAGUAGUGCACAAUUGGAGACGACGGGAAGAGGCCAGGAUCCGUUUCGCAGUGCCACACCAGAACAGCCGAUUGAUUUAACAACGAGUUCAAGUCCCGGAACAUCGCGGAGCGCUGUUGAUAGACAGCCAGUUCAGCAUCCAACGGAGGCAUGGCUUCAAGCACGUGCAGCUGGGCCUUCCAGGGCUCCUACGCAGACAACGACAUCACCCCCACCACAGCGGUCUGCUCUUCGAACCUUGUUAUCAUCCCCGCCGAUAACCCCGAGUACCCCCCCCGAGCCUUCAGCGCUCUCGCUUGCAGGCUUGCUGCAGAGACGCGGGCUAGCUGAACGGGCGGAAGCCGCAGUUGAAGAACUCAUGUCUUCAUUUAAAUGGCUCAGGGAUAUGUUGAAGGGGGUUUCUGAUGAAAUGCUUCAAACCCAUCCAUUUUACCAGUGCAGAGAACUAUUUAAGAAGCCGUUUCUAACCGAAGCGGAGUCUAGCCUGCUUAUGGAGAACACGGAACGCCUGUGCGGAUAUGCAGCAAACCGCAUGCCGGUCAGUAGCGAGCCAAAAAAUGCCAUUGACAAUCUUGGAAGGGCGUUUAUUGUUCUCGAUAGUCUAUACUGUUCAGCAGAAGUGCUUGGAAAGAGCGCCAGGAAGGAGGUGUGGUGGCCAUGGAUAGCCCUCUAUACUGUUCAGCAGAAGUGCUUGGAAAGAGCGCCAGGAAGGAGGUUAGGGGAAAGAGCUCCCCUGCGUCUUGUGGUCUGCUUAAAAUUGGCGCUUGUGAUAUUAUCCAAGUCGACGGAGUUCAAAAGCAUCAAGUGGGAGCCUUGGAGACUAGAUGCCGAAGAAUGGCUUUUCACCAAAGCGGAUGGCGGAGGGGAUAGUGAUGAAUCAGAUGAAGAGUGA
Messenger RNA from Eimeria mitis, 1692 nucleotides. RefSeq lists its product as uncharacterized. The record is from RefSeq and is a predicted model, not a curated record. Lineage: Eukaryota; Apicomplexa; Conoidasida; Eucoccidiorida; Eimeriidae.